This is a messenger RNA of Nicotiana tabacum (common tobacco), 480 nucleotides long. Its product is annotated as major strawberry allergen Fra a 1-2-like. NCBI's taxonomy places the organism in Eukaryota, Viridiplantae, Streptophyta, Magnoliopsida, Solanales, Solanaceae. Gene Ontology annotation, cellular component: nucleus; cytoplasm. The record is from RefSeq and is a predicted model, not a curated record. Gene Ontology annotation, biological process: abscisic acid-activated signaling pathway; defense response. Gene Ontology annotation, molecular function: signaling receptor activity; abscisic acid binding; protein phosphatase inhibitor activity.
AUGGCAGUCACCACCUUCACUGAGGAACACACUUCCCCACUCCCCCCCAAAAGAAUAUUCAAGGCCUCCAUUGUAGAUUCUCAUAACUUGAUCCCUAAGUUGAUGCCACAAGCUAUUAGCAGCAUUGAAGUUCAAGGCGAUGGAGGUGCUGGAAGUAUUAAGACCAUCAAUUUUCCUGAAGGUGGCAAGUUUAAGUCCAUAAAGUAUCAUGUUGAUGAGCUUAACGAGGAGACAUACACGUAUAAAUACACAUUGGUUGGAGGUGAUGGAUUGGUGGACAACCUUGAGAAAAUAAGUUAUGAUGUGAAGUUUGAGCAGUCAGAAGAUGGUGGUUCCAUAUCUAAUGUGACUAGCACAUACUAUACUGUGGGAGAUUUCAAGCUCAAUGAAGAGGAAAUCAAGGCAGGAAAGGAGAAGGUCUCGGCUAUGUUCAAAGUUAUAGAAGCUUAUCUCCUUCAAAAUCCUGAAGCCUAUGCUUAG